[Torrubiella] hemipterigena is the source of this 3179-nucleotide messenger RNA. NCBI's taxonomy places the organism in Eukaryota, Fungi, Ascomycota, Sordariomycetes, Hypocreales, Clavicipitaceae. The record is from the annotation of a GenBank genome assembly.
CAGCGCUUUAUUAAACUUCCUGACCUUCCUCUCCUCCAAAGUCUCAAGCUUCCUUCUUCUCCUCAUUCUUCAUCUCUUGCGUCCUUUAUACCCUCCCCCGCAUUCUUCUCCGUGGAAUCCAUUAGCUUUCUAUUCCACUUUCAGAGCGCCUGAUUAACCCCCGGCGCAUCUCUCCAACCUCACCACCUCUUUUUCUGUUCUUCACAUCUCACAAUCCUCCACAAUGGCUCCCAGAGUUGUCGUCGUUGGCGGUGGCCUUUCCGGUCUCAGUGCUGCCCACACCAUCUACCUCGCCGGUGGUAACGUCGUCCUCCUUGACAAGCAGGGCUUCUUCGGUGGUAACUCCACCAAGGCUACCUCUGGUAUCAACGGUGCCCUGACCCGCACCCAGGUUGACCACAAGAUCGGUGACAGCGUCAAGCAGUUCUACGAAGAUACCCUCAAGUCUGCCCGUGACAAGGCUCGUCCCGACCUCAUCAAGGUCCUGACCUACAAGUCCGCUGCUGCUGUUGAGUGGCUCCAGGAUGUCUUCAACCUCGACCUCACCCUCGUUUCUCGUCUCGGUGGUCACUCCCAGCCCCGUACCCACCGUGGCCACGAUGCCAAGUUCCCCGGUAUGGCCAUCACCUACGCCCUGAUGCAGCGCAUUGAGGAGCUUGCCGAGAACGAGCCCCACCGUGUCGAGAUCAUCAAGAAGGCCCGCGUCACCAGCCUCAACAAGAACGGUAACAACGUUACCGGUGUUACCUACGAGCUCAACGGUGAGACCCUCACCGUCGACGGCCCCGUUGUCCUCGCCACUGGUGGUUACGCCGCCGAUUUCGGUGAUGGCUCUCUCCUCAAGCAGCACCGUCCCGACACCUUCGGCCUUGCCACCACCAACGGUACCCACGCCACUGGUGACGGCCAGAAGAUGGUCAUGGCCAUUGGCGGUAAUGCCAUUGACAUGGACAAGGUCCAGGUUCACCCUACCGGUCUUGUCGACCCCAAGGACCCCGGCUCCAAGUGGAAGUUCUUGGCUGCUGAGGCUCUCCGUGGUGAGGGUGGUCUUCUCCUCAACGCCGAUGGCGACCGCUUCUGCGACGAGCUCGGUCACCGUGAUUACGUCUCGGGCAUGAUGUGGAAGGAGAAGGACAAGGGCAAGUUCCCCAUCCGCCUCAUCCUCAACUCCAAGGCCUCCAACACCCUUGACUUCCACACCCGCCACUACUCUGGCCGUGGUCUCAUGAAGAAGAUGACUGGUGCCGAGCUCGCCAAGGAGAUUGGCUGCACCCCCGACCACCUCCAGAGCACCUUCAAGACCUACAACGCCAUUGCCGAUGGCAAGCAGAAGGACCCCUGGGGCAAGAAGUUCUUCCACAACAUGCCCGUCGACAUCAACGACGACUUCCACGUUGCCGUCAUGGAGCCCGUUCUCCACUUCACCAUGGGUGGUAUCGAGAUCAACGACAAGGCCCAGGUCCUCAACCAGGAGCAGAAGCCCUUCGAUGGCCUCUUCGCCUGUGGUGAGCUUGCCGGUGGUGUCCACGGUGCCAACCGUCUCGGUGGUUCUUCCCUCCUCGGCUGUGUCGUCUACGGCCGUGUUGCUGGUGACUCUGCCAGCAACUACCUCUUCCAGCAGGCUCUCAGCGGCCAGGCUGCCGGUGCCGCUCGUCUCGGCCAGAUCUCUCUUCACCUCGACCCCUCUUCUCCCGGCAAGGUGACCGUGGAGUGGGCCAACGGAGCCGCCGGCUCUGCUCCCGCCAGCCAGCCCCAGGCUGCUGGUCCUGCCGCUGCCCCGGCUGCCGCUGGUAAGAGCGAACCCAAGCCCUUCACGAUCCCCGAGAAGGAGUUCACUAUGGAAGAAGUUGCUAAACACAACAAGGAGGGCGAUCUGUGGGUAGUAGUUAAGGGCGUCGUCAUGGACCUCUCCAACUGGCUUGACGAGCACCCCGGUGGCCCCCAGGCCAUCAAGAACUUCAUGGGCCGUGAUGCCACCGAGGAGUUCGAGAUGCUUCACGACGAUGAGGUCAUUCCCAAGUACGCCCCCGAACAGGUUAUCGGCCGUGUCAAGGGCCAGACCCCUUCCCUCGAGAUCUAAACAGAUUCACGGAUGGCUCGGGUUCGUGUUCAUGACGUGAGACGACAAACCUGAUUGAAAAAGAAAAAAGAAAAAGAAAUGGCAUGAAAAUAUGAUCCUCCUUUCUUCCUCAUAUGGGAGGGUUGUUGCUGCUGUUGCUGCUGCUACAAUACGGGGGCAAACAAACGGCGCUUGGGAUCAGAGUGACUUAUAUUUCACUCAUGAUGUGUUUAAUGUUUUAUAUCUAUUCCUUAUGUAUUUUGAACUAGUCUGUACAGAUAGCAAUGCAUCUACAAAUCUUGAAAAAGAAAAAUGUUCCCUCUUCCACUCACAUAAUCUGUGCACCUGCGUCUUUCGUUCUCUUAUACAGCCUCGCCUUUAUGAACAGUUGAAUGUCAAGCAAGACGUCCGUUCGUGCUUUAAUGUGUGCCGCGGGUGUCUAAUUCGGCCGACAUGUGUCCAGCACACAUUCGAAGGCAUACAACCAUCUGAAAUUCUCUUUUUCUUUUUCAGACAAGCAAUCGGACCGCACGCACUAUGCCCAGCAAGCCGCCCGACUGUUUCACUUGACAGCGAGACAAAGGCCCGACGACCGACUCAUGUCAACACCACUCACAUACUGAUGAUGCUACUACUUCCAUUUCUGCACCUGCACGCUACCCAGAUUAAUCACGCACGGCCUGGAAUCUGAUGCAUCAAAGAUUUCAGACUCCAUCCGACCACGGUGUCUAGCGUCCAGCGGCGCUGCUUGGGCCUUUGGACCUCCCGAAGUGCCGGCAGAUGCCGCACCGGCAAUGACUGAGUGAAAUGGCCACUCGACGCCACUCAUCAGAUCCCAGCAGCGUGGCUUAUGACUAAAUUUCAUCAAGGUUGUCUUCAUGCAAAGUGAAAAACAAAAGCUUGUUUCGUCUAAUGCCCAGAGAUUUUCCCUUGGCGGAAGACGUAAUAAAAAGAAGAGAAGAGGAAACAAUACGAAGCCAAAGUUGAGGUUGAGGUUGGGCUCUGCACAUGAAGCCGUCGAAGUGUAAUAUGCCACCCGCAUUUUGUUAUGCGUUUUAACCAGCUCAGGAUUAUCAGUGCAGCCCCCAACAGAAUUAACUGUUGCAUGACUGUGAAGCAG